Messenger RNA from Exophiala xenobiotica, 5130 nucleotides. RefSeq lists its product as uncharacterized. Gene Ontology annotation, cellular component: nuclear RNA-directed RNA polymerase complex; nucleus. Gene Ontology annotation, biological process: regulatory ncRNA-mediated heterochromatin formation. Bases 1 to 5130 code for a protein of 1709 amino acids. Gene Ontology annotation, molecular function: zinc ion binding; helicase activity. The record is from RefSeq and is a predicted model, not a curated record. The transcript has 3 exons. NCBI's taxonomy places the organism in Eukaryota, Fungi, Ascomycota, Eurotiomycetes, Chaetothyriales, Herpotrichiellaceae.
AUGGCGACGCUGAGAGGUCGACGUCCAUCCGGUCCGAUGGACCAGGAGUUGUACGAUUAUCAUCUUCACGCCCUCCAGUAUCGUCCUCGUCCUCGCCUCACUUUCACCGAUGAGCCUCCAAACGAAACAUCAGUUGGUGGUCGACGCCACGACAAUGACAAGGAAGACUACAGAGAAAUAAAAAUUCUACCGACCAUUGAUGAGAUCCUGGCAGUGGGCAGUCCUGUUUAUAUGCCAAAGAAAGACUUGCAAUGGGCGCACCCUCUUCCGAACGGGCCAGGUCGACAUCUCGAUUCACUUUUCCGUCAACUGCGCUGCGACAACAUUGAGAGCAUACGUGAUAUCUGCUACACUGCAGCACAGCUCACUUUCCUGAAUGCCAACCCUACCGGACAGUCUCAUCCUAUCGACCGUACCCAGACUCGCUAUGAAACGGUGGCAGGCAACAGAUUCUUUCUGUAUCGCGAUGUCAACGUUGAAGAGCUCCUUGCUCACGAGAGCAAGGCAAUGCUGGUUCGCACAAGCUAUCAUUGCCCAUCUUUCAUGAGAGGACACAAGCUCUACCACUCUAGUCGGUUCCAAGAAGGCAUGCUCGUCGCCAUACUUCAACUUAAUCACAUGACAAAUGAGUUGUCUGUCUUUUUUCUUGAAGUCAGCUUGUCUCAAUCCACGUUCUCCAUGGACAGUUCCAAUGGCGGCGGUCAACGUGCAGCUGUCCAGCUGGCUUUCUUGCCAACUGCCACACACCAGGAAGUCCUGCAACUUAGCAGUCAUGCGCUCGGCCUUUGUCCUGAGAGCCAAUUGGCCCUUGUCGAAUUCCCAAAAGUACUCUUCGCUGGGUUCUACAACUGUCUAAAGCGACUACAGGAAAUGAGAGAGACGGACUUCGCAUUUCAAACAUACAUCGCACCUGAGAUGCAGCAGGAAGAAGCAUUGCUCGCAAUGCAGCAGAACCUUCUGAAAGGACAACCACCUAUCGCCGACUGCCCUCCUCCGGCAUAUGCGCGAGUCGCUGAUUUCAAGUACGAUCUCAGCACUGUUUUCUCACCUACGAGCCGCGUCCAGUCCAUGUCGGUUGAGGAAUUGUCUAGACCGUCUUCAAUCGACAUUCUGCAGCGGGAAACAACACUUGACGAGGGUCAAGCGACUGCCUUCAGAGACAGUCUUCUCCGAGAGUUUGCUUUCACACAAGGGCCCCCAGGCUGCGGCAAAACGUUCCUUGGAGUCCAACUAGCUAAAGCCCUACUCCACUCACGACCUAUUCCAAAACCUAUCCUCCUGGUGUGCUUGACGAAUCAUGCUCUCGACAGCUUCCUUGAGGAUCUUCGUGAUGCUGGGGUGACGGGUCUGGUGCGCAUAGGGGGAGGCAGCAAAGAGGAGUGGACCAAUAGCAUCAAUCUCAAGACAUUGAAGCGGAAGACCAGGCUGAGCAAAGACGAUGCGUUCACCAUGAGUUCCUACAUUACGCGCAAGAAGGAGACGUUCGCAGACCUGGAUAUAAUGUGCAAAGCGGUUUCGUCAAAAAAUCACACUGGAAAUCUACCUUGGCAAUUCGUGGAAGACGUCCUCUUCGAAAAAUAUCCAGAGCACCACGCCCAGCUCUCGACCAAUGCCCCAUCCGUUCAUGCAAAGGCUUUCACAUUUGAAUACUGGUCGGGUGGUGGAGACUUGGAAAGUAUUCGUGAUCUACAUGUCGAACUGGCCACCAGACUAAACGAGCUAUCACUCGAACGGGCCAAGACCCCUUCUGAAGACGUCGACGACAUACUCAUGGAUAUAUCAUACUUCGCGAAGAAGCAGAGCCACGAGGCUGGUGAAAACAGUCUCUGGAGUUUAGCAUAUCCAGAACGCCAAAGCCUACUACGACAAUGGGACGGACAGGUGGACAGGGAGCUGUUCGCAGCCAAGCUUACUGCGCUGUACUUCGAGUUUCGGGACACUGCUCGUGCAAUGAAGGCGUUGAACAGCGAGCGUGAAAUCAGCAUCAUGGAAAGUCACAACAUCAUUGGCAUGACAACUACCGCCUGUGCCGCGAGAUGGGAGCAGCUGCUAUCCGUUGGCAUUGAGACAACAAUAUGCGAAGAAGCUGCAGAAGUCAUGGAAGCGCACACCCUAUGCUCACUACUUCCCACCGUCAAACACGCCAUUUUGAUCGGCGAUCCUUUGCAACUACGGCCCGAAACGAAUGAGCAGAUGCUUACCCUUGAGACACGAGUUGGUAUGGAGUACCGCUUGGAUGAGUCACUGCUCGAGCGACUGAUGCUCCCCAGAGAUCCAUCAGUCUCAGCAAUGCCAGUCAGUCACUUGAAUAUCCAGCGUCGCAUGCAUCCGGAAAUCGCCAACAUUACCCGAAUCACAUAUCCUUACUUAAAAGAUCAUGAGUCGACGCUGGAUCGUUCACCAACCCAUGGGCUUGUGCACAGAAUGUUCUGGUGGGACCAUCGGAUUCCCGAGGUGGGCGCCGAUGAUUUGAAGUCCCAUAUCAAUCUCUAUGAAGUCGAGAUGGUUGCUGGGCUUGUGAACUAUCUAUUGCGUGGAGGUGCGUAUGAUCAAGGGGACAUUGCAAUCUUGACACCAUACUGUGGUCAGCUCUCAAAGCUUCAUGAGCGCCUGUCGGCGACCUGUGAUAUCUGGCUUAGCGAGAAGGAUCGCGAAUUGCUCCUUGAUGAGUCAUUGGUGGCUUUGGGUGCAGAGGGAAGAGUCACCAAGGACGAAGUUCCGAUGUCUGAUAUGCUAAGGAUCACCACCGUCGACAAUUUUCAGGGUGAAGAAGCAAGAGUCAUCAUCCUCAGCAGUGUGAGAAGUGGUGGCACAGCAGGGUUUCUGAAGACCAUCAAUCGAAUCAAUGUAGCCUGCAGCAGAGCUCGAGACGGCUUCUACACCAUUGGCAACUCUCAAACCCUCUCCCAAGUUCCUAUGUGGAGACAAGUCAUGUUGGCUUUCAAUGGCAGGAUUGGGGCAUCGCUCCAGACUUGCUGCAGUGUUCACCACGAGCAUCAUCACGCUGUAGAGCAGCCGUCUGACUUUGAGAGCGUACCGGUAUGCUCAGCUAUUUGUGGCCAGACGUUGCCAUGUGGUCAUGAGUGUCCUGAGACAUGCCAUCCUCCUCAGCUGCAUUCGCGCAUCACCUGCCAAGAGAAGUGUACCAAAGUCUUCCCAUGUGGCCACUCAUGCUCCAGACUAUGCUAUCAGGACUGCGGAACUUGUCAACUCUCCAUUAAUGGCAUCACCCUCGCGUGCGGACAUCCAGGCCAGACUCUUUGCUCAGGAGAAACGUCAAAAUGCGAAGUCGUCGUGUCUCACAGACUGCUGGACUGCGGCCAUACCCUUGACGUUCUUUGUGGGGAGGAUCCCGAACGCAAGAUUUCCUGUGCAAAUGCGUGCCUGAAGACUCUGCCCUGUGGUCAUCAAUGCCCAGCCCUUUGCGGUGCCUGCAAGCUGAAAAAGAGCCACAAAGCAUGCUCGGUAAAGUGUGGUGAGCCAAAAGCUUGCGGUCAUCCCUGCAAAGAAUUCUGUCACCAAGGCAAACCUUGUUCACAAUUUUGUUCCGAGCCAUGUUCAGAGACUUGCGAACAUGGUCCUUGCAAGAAUCGUUGUUCCGAUAUCUGCGAUCCUUGCAUCAAGUUGGCGAAACCUGGAUGUGGUCAUCAGUGUUCGUCAGAUACAUUGUGCUGUCUACCUAACACAUGUCCACCUUGUUGUUUGCCUUGUCCUGAAGUCUUGAAGUGCGGUCAUGCUUGCCCUUCUCCCCAUGGCGAAGUCUGCCCUCCAUCGGAGCUAUGUCCAACUUGUGCUUCUGGCUGUCCACCAAAUAAAGCCAUGCUCUAUCUUCCCGACUGCGGCCAUUUGGAGGAUAUUGACAAGCUGGACUGGCUCAAUCUCAGAUCAGUCUAUGAGCUUGCGCCGGAUGGCUCCAUCCUAUCAAUCAACUCCACCAUCAUGCCAGCUGACCUCCAGGAACCAAAAUGUCAUUGUGGCAUACCUUGCGCUAAGACCCGUCGUUACAUGAAUGUUGCAAAACUUGUCGACUUUCAAAACACUCUUGAUCGACUGGUUGCAAAAAUGGGUCGCAAGAUGCACAAGUAUGCCACUGCGAUCGAUGUCGUCGAAAAUAAGCUGAACGAGACUUUUGAUCCACUUGUUAAAGACAUUCGACCAAAUCCUUUGGCUACAAAAACGAACACCAAUCUCAUCCUUCGUCGGUAUCGGGAGAUUCUCGAUGUGCAGAAGGACAUUGUCAAACACCGUCAUGAGACCAUCGACUGUAUCCAGUCUCAGAUUGCAAAGGCGCAUGAUGCGUUCCCCAACAUUGCCAGUUCUUAUGACUUGAUGUUCCACUCUCAUUUUGAUGCUUUGGAGUAUCGUCUUAUUGGAAUUCGCAUCCGAGACACAGUACGGAUGGCAAAUCAUCUCCUGGGUCUUCAAGACCCAUCCUUUGGUGUUCAGCGACAAGGCAUGAAGAUGCUGGAGUACGUGCACAAAGAAUCUUUGGCGUGUUUCGACUACUGUCAAGACGCUUUGAACAACGACCGCCUCAAGACCAGCCCUCUGAUCCACGCUGAAAUCCGAUUGCAUCAAGUUCAGUUCAGUCUCUUCGCAAAGGCCACCAAAAGCAACUUAUCAGCCCUCGGUGCUACAGCAAGGGGAGGAGUCUCAACGACUGAUGACACGACAAUCAAGAGCAAGUUGGACAAACUUGUGGAAAUAUGCGAGCACUAUCCGGACACUCACAAGCUUUUACUCGACACCACCACCGAGUUCAUGCAGACGAUCGAUCGUGCAGAUGCGAUGGAAGACACCUUAUGUAUCCCGAAGGUCAAGACUCGUGGCGUGCGCGAGAUUGAGAAGCUCUGGGCCCAACACGAAGUCGGCUCCUUGAAGGUGUGUGCGAAGUCGCAUGUGUAUUCGGCGAAGACCUUUCCCAAGGGUUGUCCGGAAUGUGGAAGGAAGGUAAUGACGGACCGCGAGAUCUAUCAAAAGACCUCGAAGCACCUGUUUGAAGAUCGAUUCCUCACGGCAAUGCGGACAAGAAUCGGCUCUGCUCAACCUAUACCUCCUGCUGAGCCCGAGAAGCAGUUGACCAAUGAGGAGAGAUUCCUGGAGGCUAUGAAAAAGAUUGGUAAGAAGUGA